Molecule: messenger RNA, 525 nt
Organism: Encephalitozoon romaleae SJ-2008
Lineage: Eukaryota; Fungi; Microsporidia; Unikaryonidae
Exons: 1
Coding region: 1-525 (174 amino acids)
Source: RefSeq, a predicted model, not a curated record
AUGACGUAUGUGUCAGAAGAAGAAGCCUUGUGGGUUUCUAAAUUAGAUUUAGAGGAAGAAUCUAUAAGCAGGGCAUGUUUCUCUUUCGACAUUAUGAGAUGCAAGAUGUGUUCUGAGAUUUUUCAUGCAAAGUGGCAUGAAGAUCAUCCAUGCUUUUCGAAAGAUAUAGAUAAGCAACUCAAUCAAAGGAUAGAGCCUAUUACCUUUGCAGAAGGGCGCUUGAAGGAUUUUUCUGGAGACAUACAAAGCUAUGAGUAUCUUAAAGAGGCUCUUCGUAUAAGACCUGUAGUCAACAAGAUAUGGAGACUUCCUCAUGCACUAUUGGCUGAAGAGAGAAAACUUUGGUGGAAAUGGAUAUACGGAAGCUCGGGCAAAGAAGAUUACUAUUCUGAUGUCUCAAAAAAGCAAUGGGACGUAACCCAUUAUGGACAAAGCAUUGACCCAGCUAUCGGAGACAUUGCGACAUCCAAGCGACCUGCAAACAAAGCUGGAGAGUGUAGAACGAUCUACAAAAGAAGCAUAUGA